AUGUACGGAAUACAAACGCCGUCGGAAGUGAAUAUAGCGAGAGAUUCGGGAAUGGGAACGGUGGAUCAGCAUGCGCUGCUGGUGGCCAAAAUUGUGGCGAUGGUGCUGCUGAUUGUGAUUACGGUGCUUUGCGGCAGUUUGCCGUACAUGCUGGAUCGCUGCCUGAAAUGGACCAAACAGAAUCCGGAGGAGACGCGCGCCUCGACAGUGGUGCGCUGCCUGAUCUACUUUGGCGGCGGCGUAUUGAUCUGCACCACAUUUCUGCACAUGCUGCCGGAGGUGAUUGAGGUGGUGGAGCUACUGCAGCAUUGUGGCGUUCUGGAGGCGACGCCAUUUGCCCUGCCUGAGAUGCUGCUCUGCACGGGCUUCUUUCUCAUGUACGCUCUGGACGAGGUGAUGCAUUCGUUUAUGCGACGUCAUCAGCAGAAGCUCAGCCGCAAGGAGUCGCUGGCCAGCGAAGCCUUCGAGCGUGGGCAUAGCAUUAGGCACAGCGUACUGAUGCGCAGCACCAGACGCAAGAAGGACGCCUUGAAGUCCAGCACACAGGAUCCGAUGCCGGAGCACAAGCAUUAUGAUCAUGAGCUGCCGCAUGCAGCGCCUGGUCAUGGGCACAGUCAUAUGCCAGUGAACAGCAGUGGUUCCUCCAUGCGCGGCCUGGGCAUUAUACUGGCCCUGUCCCUGCACGAGCUCUUCGAGGGCAUGGCCAUUGGCCUUGAGGGCACCGUGGGCACUGUGUGGUUCAUGUUUGGAGCUGUCGCUGCCCACAAACUGGUGCUGGCUUUCUGCGUGGGCAUGGAGUUGCUGGUGGCUCGCACGCGCGCCUCGCUGGCCAUUAUCUAUCUCAUAACUUUCUCGAUUGUCACGCCCAUUGGCAUUGGUAUUGGCAUUGGCAUUAGUCAGCAGGCGGAUGCGAAUCAGCCGAGCGUGCCCUCGGGCAUACUCCAGGGCAUUGCCUCGGGCACGCUUCUUUAUGUGGUAUUCUUUGAGAUUCUCACGCAGAAUCAUGCGGGCUGGCGAGCCUAUAUAGCCGCUCUGGCGGGCUUUGCUUUAAUGUUUGGACUACAAGUACUUUCUGACGAGGCGGAAGGUGCUGAUAGUGACUCCUGUUCCUAGCGUGUGCUUGAGCUAAUGCAUAAAUCAAUAUGUGUAAAU
Drosophila novamexicana is the source of this 1152-nucleotide messenger RNA. RefSeq names its product zinc transporter ZIP1 (gene Zip42C.1). Lineage: Eukaryota; Metazoa; Arthropoda; Insecta; Diptera; Drosophilidae. The transcript is spliced from 2 exons. Gene Ontology annotation, molecular function: zinc ion transmembrane transporter activity. Gene Ontology annotation, biological process: zinc ion transmembrane transport. The record is from RefSeq and is a predicted model, not a curated record. The coding region runs from base 1 to 1113 and encodes 370 amino acids. Gene Ontology annotation, cellular component: plasma membrane.